Molecule: messenger RNA, 714 nt
Organism: Helobdella robusta
Lineage: Eukaryota; Metazoa; Annelida; Clitellata; Rhynchobdellida; Glossiphoniidae
Exons: 5
Coding region: 1-714 (237 amino acids)
Molecular function (GO): protein binding
Source: RefSeq, a predicted model, not a curated record
AUGGGUAAUACUUUAAAAACCCACCUGGAGCUGGCCGAGAAAACUGGCGUCUGCAACUUAUCUGGCAAAAAUAUGUCUGAUUUCCCCGAAGAGAUGCAAAGACUGUCGGCCAACCUGCGCACGCUAGAUGUCAGUAACAACAGAUUGAAACAUCUGCCAUCCUACAUCACCUCGUUUGGCCAAUUGAAAAAAUUAAAUGCAUCCAAUAAUUCCAUAGCUCUAAUCCCUGAAGAUAUAGGCAGAAAUACUAAGUUGGAAACUCUAGAAUUUUCUGGCAAUCGCCUCACCUCACUGCCAGCUUCAAUAUCUUCUCUGAGGAACCUGAAAUUAGUGAAUCUGUCAGGGAAUUAUUUGAAAACAUUUCCAAUGGUUCUUUGCGAGUUGAAGAGUUUAAAUUCUUUGGAUCUGUCAAGGAAUAGGAUCGCUGAGCUGCCAGAUGAUAUGUCUAGGCUCAUGGUCGUCGAGCUUAAUCUUAAUAACAAUCAACUGGUCUUCAUAACUGAGAAACUGGCAGACUGCCCUAACUUGAAAGUUCUUCGACUCGAUGAGAAUCGACUCCAGCUGCAGCUGUUUCCUGCAAAGAUUCUCGCCAGCUCUCAAAUUGCACUGCUCUCUGUGGAAGGUAAUGCUUUCGACGUCAAAGAUUUUAGACAGCUUGAAGGUUACGACAAGUAUAUGGAAAGAUACACAGCUACCAAGAAAAAGUUCACCUAA